This is a messenger RNA of Labeo rohita (rohu), 1327 nucleotides long. Its product is annotated as zinc finger protein 239-like. The record is from RefSeq and is a predicted model, not a curated record. Lineage: Eukaryota; Metazoa; Chordata; Actinopteri; Cypriniformes; Cyprinidae. Gene Ontology annotation, cellular component: nucleus. The transcript has 2 exons. The coding region runs from base 131 to 1114 and encodes 327 amino acids.
UCCAUUAAACACUAGAAUAAGAAGCAGCAGACGCGCGAAGCUCGCUGAAAUAUUUUGUUUUUGUUUUAAAACGAAAUAUUUGCAAGGAUUUCGAAGCAUCACAAAUCAGUUUUUAAAGAAAGUGAAAGUCAUGCAUUCAGACCAUCAGGAAGAACAUAAAUCGAUAAAGACAGAGUUUAUUGAAGAUUACAGUGAGGUCAAGAGUGAUCCAGAGCCCAUCAGAGUGAAGCAUGAAGAUACUGAAGAACCAAAAGACCUGAUGGAAGAGAAUGAGGAGAGUGAAGAACAUCAUGAGGAGAAACAUCAUGAUGUCAAAACUGAAGAAACAUCUCUGAGUCUCUCACAGAAUGAAAAUACAUUUUUAUUGAGAAGAAGAGCCAGCAAACAUUUCACUUGCCCUCAGUGUGGAAAAAUAUUCCCAUACAAACUAAGUCUUGACGAUCACAUGAGAAUUCACACUGGAGAGAAGCCGCACACAGAAUCCUUGAAGGACCACCUGAGUGUUCAUUCAAAGGAGAAGCCUCACAUGUGUUCUUUAUGUGGAAGGAGUUUUUCCCAGCUGGCUGAUUUAAAAUUACACAAGAAAGGACACAGAUGUGUAAAGAAUCAUGUUUGCUUUGGUUGUGGGAAGACUUUUAAGACAGAUUCUGAAAUGGAACGGCAUCAGAGGAUUCACACUGGAGAAAAGCCUUACAAGUGUUCAUACUGUGACAAGAGAUUCAAUCGGUCAGGAAAUCUGAAAGCACAUGAGAGGAUCCACACUGGCGAGAAGCCACACAGGUGUGAUCAGUGUGGGAAGAGUUUUACACAAGCAAAUGGUCUUAAAGUGCAUCUGCAUUCUCAUUCUGGAGAAAGAGAGUUUAACUGUGAUCAGUGUGGUAAAAAAUUUGUUAUGGCACAAUACCUAAAGAAGCACCUGAAGGUUCACUCAGAGGAGAAGCCUCACAUGUGUACUUUGUGUGGAAAAAGUUUUUCACGGCUGAAUGUUUUAAAAUUACACCAGAAAAGACACAGUGGUGUGAAGAAUCAUGUGUGCUUUAAGUGUGAGAAGAACUUUAUUACAGAUGCUGAACUGAAACAGCAUGAGAAAAUUCACGCUGGUGAAAAUUCUUAAACUGGUGAACAAACUGUGUUAGUGUUAAACACUGUGAUAAGAUUAAAUGAGUCUGGAUCAUUUUUUGCCUACUGAAACUGCUUGUACUAACAAUAAUUUUAAUGAUUUUGUUAUAUAUAUUCCAUAACAUAGAAAUUAUUAUAUUGAAAUUGCUUGUGGGGUUUUUCAUGUUUUAAACAUUUUAAUGCCUAAUAAAUCUUGUUCUACCCCAAA